UGGCCAGUGAGAUCUUAUCAACAUGUUGGGAUGGCAUCUUGGAUGUUUUGUCAGUACUGUUAAAUGGCAAAAGUGCUAUUGGAGUGACAAACACCUUCGCGAUCAUGAUCGGCACAGAGGGAGCAAAGGAGGAAAGUCUGAGGAAACGAGAAGCUUUAUGUAAAUGUCUAGAGGGGUUACAGACUGCUGCUAAACUCUGCUGCUCAUUAGGUUUACAGGAAAGAUGUGAAGGGGUUUUUAAACUGCUCGCCAACACUUCCUGUGUGAUGGAAGAUUUCAAACAUGCGACUUUCUCCCUGACCGACAGGACCUCACAGAAAUCAUCUAUACUCUCACAGUCGAAAUCCAAGUUAGUGCGGCUACAUGCGGCGCAUGUGUUAAGUAUGGACGCCAUGAUGUCUACAGGUUUAGAGAUUGGCAGUCACUCUGCCGACUGCUGGAAACAGGUGUUCCGGUGUUGUGCAUUUAUCUCGGAGCUGGAACACACUUACUUCAGUAGUGGUAAUAACCAGUCCAAUCUUCCCAGAAUACAACAAGAGCAUGCAGUUGGCAUGGCAACACAUGAAGAAAGUGAUUGUGAGAUGUAUGGUGUACCAGUUACACCGGUGGUACCUGUAGCACCUAGAAUAAAUGUACCGGCCCUGAUCCGACAGAGCUGUAUAGAGUCAGGAUGGGACAGGUCUAUUUCUGGAGGAGGGAUGUUAAACUCUGUACAAGCUUCACAAGCUUUAUGUGGACUCUCACAGCAAGUGGACAGAUUAUUUGAAGAAGCAGCAAACAAUCUAAACAUGACCUCACUGACGGCCUUCCUGUCCAGUUUAUGUGAGUCCAGCAAACAUCAGCUUCAUAAAAUAACUAGAACAAUAAUGGAGGAAGAGGAGUACCCUGGUGAACACCACAACUUACCUGUAAAUUCGUUACACCUGUAUAGGUUACAGAACGUUCUCAUGAAGGUUGUUCAUAGUGACAGACCUCUCAUACAUCUCAUCAAAGCUUGGAGCGUUGUAUCAUCUUAUCUUGUAGAGUCGGCAGGACAUAAAGACCGGAGUAUAUCUAAGAUGGCAGUUACAUGUGUACAUGAUUUUAUAAUAGCUGUGAUGAGUGGACAUCCAGAAUUACAACAUUUCCACACAAAUGAGAUGCUGUGUAAAACAUUUGAGAAUAUUCUAUGCCUAGAACUCUGUGAUGGAGAUGUCCAAGAUCAGAUUGUAUGUUCUAUUUGUGAACUGGUGGAGGCAUCAGCCUCAGACAUCAGAUCUGGCUGGCGUCCUCUGUUUGGUGCUCUGAGGGCAGUGAGGAUAGAGUAUACAACAGUUGAGGAGGUGAAUGAGGCUAGACAGAGGCACGUGGAGGCUGUGCUAGAUGUGUUUGAUGUAUACCUCAACACAGAUAAUAUACUCGUGUUUGCUAAUGCGACGGUAGACUGUAUACUGUGUUUACUGAAGUAUGUCAGGGGCCCAGGAGAGUUUGAGGACUCGGAUACAGAAGAUACAGAUUCUGUAAGUGAUUAUAUGACAUCAUCUCCGGCGUCUGAGAACCUGGUUCUACCUGCGUUAAAUUAUCUCAAACAGUGCUGCGUAAUUCUACAGUCCAUGUGGAAAAUGCCAGCCUGUCCUGUCUUUCAUGGAGCUAAAAGGAUUCAGGUGGACAGUACUCACAGCACUGUGGAUAGAGAUAUACCAAACAUGAACUUUAAGAAAUUUUCAAAAUAUUUUAUCCUGGAUGAGGAAGUAGGUGACCAACUAGCUACAGAUAAAUCUCCCAGUCAUGAGAAUGUGGAGAAAGUUAAUGGAUCUGAGGAUAAAUCUCCUAGUCAUUUUGUAGAUAAAUCACCAAGUCAUGAGUGUACAGAAAAAACUAGUGGAGAUUCUACUAGUCUUCUCUCUAAUGAUUCUGGAAUUCUACUGACUGCAAGUAAAGAAUCCGAGGAAUGUUCGAGUACUUUGUCUAUCAGUUUAGAGCAGUUAGACAACCAUACAGGGAUAUUACAUGUGUGGUUCCUGAUGUUAGAAGGACUGUCAGGGGCCAUCUGUGCCUGCCCCCGGUCAUACCAGCCCCACACCAUGGAGACAAUGUUUGACUUGUUAAGGUCAGCGUCACAUGUACCAGGACCAAAGUUUGUGGUAUACAGUAUGAAUCACUUGUUAUUCCCCAUGCUACAAUCAUGGUUACGCUCUGGUAGUAAGAAGUUUGGUUACUGGGACACUGGGGCCACCAACUUUAAACAAUGUUGUGGACAUAUUACAGAUCUUGUCGUCGAUCUUCUACAUGAUUUUAAAGAUGAUGAGAAAGUGUGUAGAAUGAUAGAGGAAGUAUUGAAACAGCUCCUUAUAGUUCUCACAGAAUGUGUCGCUCAACCAUUUGAGGUCAUCUCUAGAUUAGGAUGUUCUUGUAUAAGGCAUAUCUUGCUGAGUGCACACAUGGAUUUCACAGAGAGUAUGUGGCGAGUGGUGAUAGACAGUUUAGAGAACGCCCUAGACGUAACGACAUACUGCCUGCGUCAACUGAUGCUGCUGUUCAAAACAAACUCAGAGAACUUUUACGGGGAUAUAGGUCAGGUUAAAGUGGCAACCAGGAAAGAUUGCUCUAUGAUGGAGUUUGUGAGAAUGUGGCAUUUAGCACAACAGGUGUUCCUAUUAGACAGUCAGGUGAGUGUAGAGGUACCAUCAAUAGACAGUGCGGAGGACAAGUCGUAUGUGUUCCUCCUAUAUCCUCCUGGUUACGAGAACAGUCUGAACCCAGAUCAUAUUCUAGCUAGGACAUUUACAAAUUCUGAUGAAGCACCAGUAGGAGUUCCGUUCCGCAGUAUUGUAGUAGGUCUAUUGUCGCAUCAGUUACUGUUACAGACAGUAGGCUGUAUUCUUCUAGAGGGUACAAACACCCCAGACAGUCAUAUGCCAGGAAUGCUGUCUCAAUUAACCACUAAACAUGUGAUGCAGCUUCUUGACUGUCUACGUAACUCCUACAAGUUGGCCUGCGAGUUUGAUACUCGUCCAGGCCUGAAGUUUCUGGUGCAGAAAGUAGCCCACACACCUGUGGCUGUAAAUUUGUAUAAACAAGCUGGAGCCAGCAUGGUGUUCUAUAUUCAUACGCUGAUCAAAAUUUGCGCAAACAUUCCUGACCUUGAUAAAGAAAUUGUAAGAACUCUUCUGCUGAAAGAAACUAAAAAUGAUCCUUCUGCAGUUGAUAAUAGAAAAUCAGAUGACAAAAGUCAGGAAUUUGUGAUAGAUAAUAAUACAGAAGUAACAGAGAGAAAUGAUGAUGCAUUGUCGAACAAUGAUAAAGAAGAAAUAAAUAAGUCUUCCAAUUUAGAUAGUUCAGAUAAAUCUGAAGGUAACGAAACUGAGAAACACAAAGCUGGUGAUGACAUAGAUGAGAAAAAAGGUGCUAAACUUACAAAUUCUACCAAAAUAGGUGAAAAUAAUGUAGAAUUGUGUAGCCAAGUUAUUAUUAAUAAUCCAAAGAUGUUUGUUUCCCAGCUUAAGACAGUGUGUGACGAAUUGUGCGAGACGUAUAUAGACAUUCUGUAUGAUAAAUCGGGAGCCAGCUGUGUGGAUACAAUGUCCGACCAACAGUUGUUCUUCCUUAUAGCGCAACCAGAUGAUUUUCCGGAACUUCCAACCAAAACUAAAGUAGAUGCCAAGCAAUUGAGUAAAGAGCUUGAAGAAACUCAGGCCCGAUUACAAGGUCAAGGUCAAAUUGUUCAGCUGCAGACAGUCGGAAUACAGGAAAAUGGUUCAACUGUCGGCAAAACUGCCAGUCAGGAGAAAGAGACAGUGUUACCUCCCCUUAGUCCUGUACAUUCACAUACCAAGAGUAAACGAGAAAUGAGAACUGAACAAGAAAGUCGCGUUUAUAACGUAGCAACGGACAAACUGAUCAAAAAUCUCAUGACAGAGUAUAAGAAAAGAAAGAAUCAGAAUGCCAUGCCAACAUUUGCCAAAGUGAACAAGAAAGAUAAUUCUGACAAGAAAAUGAAGAAAAAGCAAGCUUCUAGUGACCCAGUGGAACAAGUGAUUGAGGAGCAACAGCAGACGUCAAUUAUGAAGGACAGUGAAGCACACCUACAGUCUUGGACUGAGUUGCUAUGUACAAUCCUUGGCUUAUUUGACCAAUUAGAUGACAAGAAAUUCACUACGCUCCUCCCAUCUGUCUUUGAAUCUGUCAAUCAUCUCAUUUGCCACGCCCAAGACAUGAGAUUAAGGGAGGAGCUAGCAAGAUGGUUGCACAGAGUUGGGGAUAUUUAUUCUUUAGGGCCAAAAAUGGACUAAUUUCUUAGUUAGCUAUAAAAAAUGAAAUAAUUUUCCUAGCUUAGGCUGGUUUCUUAGUUAGCUAUAAAAAAAUGAAAUAAUUUUCUUAACCUAAUUAGGCUAGUUUCUUAGUUAGCUAUAAAAAAAAUGAAAUAAUUUUCCUAACCUAAUUAGGCUAGUUUCUUAGUUAGCUAUAAAAAAAAAAGAAUUUUCCUAGCCUAAUUAGGCUAGUUUCUUAGUAUGCUUAAAAAAGAAAUGAAAGAAUUUUCCCAGCCUAAUAAGGCUAGUUUCUUAGUAUGCUUUAAAAAAAAAUGAAAGAAUUUUCCUACCAUAGGCGAUACAACAUGUGUGGUAUACAGUGUUAACUUGGUGUAGUAACAAGCAUUUGGUUUUAAAAUUGUAUCUGUGUGUUAAUUGUAGACCUAAAAUUAUAUAAAAAAAACAUACUGGUACGCUUUAACAAUAGGUAAGGUUAAAAUAUUCUUUAUUUAUAAGUCUUUAUAUUGUUUCAAUUAUCACUUUUAUUUCAAAAUGAAAUUGUUGAAAUGAUGAAAGUCUUAACAUUAUAUGAUUAUUGGGAUACUGUUCUUGAAGACAAAAUGUCACUGUUCAUUUCAGUUUCACAUUUUACAAGCAAUACCAUCAGUGAAGUAUGACGAUCAAUACACCAUUCUUAAAUGUGCAAUAUAAAGAAAUAGAGAAAGUUUAAAAGGGCUCUUUGCUUGCUAAAUUGUUGUAACAGAUCUGAUGCAUUAAUGUACAUGUAAUAUAUAAGCUCUCAUAACAUAGAAUGAUACUGUUUACAUAGAAAUUUGUUGAUCAACAUUCAGGGCUCUCAGGUGGCAGAGUGAUAAAGGUUUCCGACUACCAAUCACAUGCCCUUUACAGCUGUAGGUUUAAAUCCUGUCAGAGUUUGUUGAUAGCAUUGGAUACCCUCAUCAUCAUGUUAGCUAGCUUACAGAGAGUUCAUUGUUCAACUGAUGAGCACUCUUGUGUCUGAAAUAAUGCUCAAAAGAGCAUCUGAGUUAUGAGCUAUAAAGUCAUCAUAAUGACCUUUUAAUCAGCGUAACUUAAAACGGAACAAAACAAAUCAAGAUCAAAUUUUUGUCAUAUAUUGUAGCGCAUUCAUGUUCAUUAAAAAAGAAAUGAUUGCAAUAAUUCAGAAUCAUAUAUAUAUAUGACUUCGUGUAUUGUGGUGCUUAUUUCAUCAUAAAGUUUUACUGGCCUGAAUUUAUGGACUUUUGUUGUUUUUGACUUUGUAUUGUCCAUUGUUUGUUGAAAAGAUUUUGAAAAAAAAACGUAAAGAGAACCAUAUAAUGUCUUAUUAGACUGCUCAUAUUUGCAGGCUAUAAGACUGUAUUAAUUAUUGAUAGCAUUUAAAAUAAGGGGGAAAAUUUUUCUGUAAUAUUUACAUUCUAUUCAUUUUGUGUAAAUUAUCAAGAAGGUUGCAAUACUCAUGAUUUAUGUUUCUUUGUUUAAACUCCAUAUCAUAUAUACGAAAUAUAUAAGUUGUUGAAUUUUUAGAAGAGAAAACUUUAUCGUCUAAUUCAUAAAAGAGAAAUCUGAAUUAUUUAUUCUAUGAAAUUUAAUAUGUGAGUACUUUAUAUACAUUUGAAAGAUCUGAAAUGUUUAGAUUUAUAUAAAUGAAUGGUUUGAAUUGUUUAGUGUACUGUAUACAUGAUGUUCUGAACUGUUUAUGUGUAAAAGAUCUGAAAUUGUUUAAUUUAUAUAUGAAAAAUCUGAAUUGUUUAGUGUACUGUAUACAUGAUGAUGUGAAGUAUUUAAUUUAUAUAAAUUAUGAAAGAUCUGAACUGGAAAGACCUGAAAUUUUAUAAGAAUUGUUUAAGAUCUUGUUUAUAUUUGAUUGUAAUCAAUCUGUUACCAAGAAUUAAUCAAAAUGGCCUCUUGCAACAAACAUAGUCUAGUCAUUGCCACUAGUGUUGAAUCAUUUUAUGGGCCUUAAUUCUUUAUUUUUCUGAAGUUUUCACACAAAACUUGCCAAAUUUGUGUCACAGAUUAGUCCAGUUUUGAAUUUCAAGCAUUCCAGUAGUAUUUUCAAGGACUUUGAUAUCAAAAGUUAAAA
Messenger RNA from Ruditapes philippinarum (Manila clam), 6333 nucleotides. Its product is annotated as brefeldin A-inhibited guanine nucleotide-exchange protein 3-like. The record is from RefSeq and is a predicted model, not a curated record. The transcript has 19 exons. Lineage: Eukaryota; Metazoa; Mollusca; Bivalvia; Venerida; Veneridae. The coding region runs from base 105 to 4271 and encodes 1388 amino acids.